This is a messenger RNA of Pangasianodon hypophthalmus (striped catfish), 1729 nucleotides long. Its product is annotated as sarcoplasmic reticulum histidine-rich calcium-binding protein. NCBI's taxonomy places the organism in Eukaryota, Metazoa, Chordata, Actinopteri, Siluriformes, Pangasiidae. The transcript is spliced from 6 exons. The record is from RefSeq and is a predicted model, not a curated record. The coding region runs from base 454 to 1443 and encodes 329 amino acids. Gene Ontology annotation, molecular function: calcium ion binding.
GGAGAUUGGGUGGGGUAUGUGUGUGUGCGUGUGUCUGUGUGCGCAUGCCCUUUUCUCUUGUGCUAGCAUGCACACCAUUGCUAUGCUUGCUAUCUUUCUCACUCACAUAGACAGGUUGAAUAGAGGACAUCAGAAUAGCAGCCUUACAGACAUGUGGUCUUGUCAGUCAUCUCCCCGUGCUUCCUUGCUCCAUUUUGUUCUCUGAUUGUGUGUGUCAGUGUAUUUGCAUGUGUGUACUCGUGUGCAUGUGACUGAACUGCAGUGGUUCAGUCUGUAGUGGUUCAACUGUCUGCAAAGGAACCAAACAAAAAGCAGACUUACUGCCGCAACUCAGCUUGCAAGCAUUGUUUACUUUCUUUUAUCUAGUGCAAAGAACUAAAGUUUAAAGUGCUUUAGGGUGGGGACACUGCUCUAGACUGGAAGAUCCGGUUCCUUCUUGUGUGAGGGUUGAAAAUGGCAGUUUUGCGUCGUGGCCUAGUGUGGCUGCUGCUGGCUCUGCUGAGUGUCGGAGUAUGGACUCAGGACGCAGUGGAGGUAGAAGAAGAGAGCCAGGACGAAGCAGAGGAGCUGGGGGAAUUGAACACAGAAGAAAGUGAUGAGGAAGGUGGAGAAGCAGCUGAUGAGGGAGCACAGGAUCUAGGAGGAGGGAGUGAUGAAGAGGAAAAUGGAGAAACAGAGGCAGAUAAUGAUGAAGAAGAAGAAGGGGAUCAGUCAAAGGAGGAAGAAUCUGCAGAGGACACUUCUGCUGAGGAAGAAGACACCACAGAAGAGGGUGAGACAGAUAGAGGGGAUAGUGUAGAGGAGGAGGAGGCUGAGGAUGAAGCCACUACGGACGACGAGGUUGAAGGAGAAGAAGAUGCAGAGGAGGAUGAGGCUGAAGAUGUAGAGGAAGAUGGAGCUGAGGAGGAAGAAGCUGUAGAUGAAGAGGAGGAGGAGGAAGAGGAGGAGGAGGAAGAAACAGAAGAAGAGGAGGAAGAGGAGGAAGUUACUGUGUCUCAUGACAAAGAUGACAGUGAGGAGGAGGAUGAUGAAGAAGAGGAAAAGGAUAGCAGUGUACAUUCUGCAGCAGAAGAGGAUGAGGAGGACCAGGGCAAAGUCGAUGAUGAUGAGCGUGGACAAAAAGACGCAGAUGAUAAAACUGAGGAAAAAGUUGAAGAACACAUUGGUGAUGAUGAAAAAGGAAAAGCAGCUGAGGCAGAGACCACAACUGCAUCACAGUAUCACAGUGGAUCUCUGUGUAGCCUGUGCUCCACCUGUGAGCACUGCAAUAGCUGUGAUAAAUGCCCGUGCGAGGCAGGAGACUCAUCAGUGCAUUGCCAGCACUGUGACCAAUGCUCCUACUGCUACAUAUGUCCUGUGAUUUGUGAGACGAUCUGCGAGCCAGGCGGCUUUAUCGACGUGAUGUCUGGAACAGUGUAUCAAACUAUUGCCUCAUAUCUCUGAAGAUAUUUCACGUUGUCUCCUAUGCCAUCCUGUGGUGGACAGCAGAAGUAAAGCUCAGCGGCUGAGUGAUGCAUGACCUUUUAUCUGUCCAUCUUAAGAAGUUUAUAGAGAUCAUCAAGGAGAUAUUUAAAGCAGAUCUUUUAAAUGCUAUCUUUAAGUUUUUUUGUUUACAGAAAUACAGACUAUUUAUUUUCAGUUUCAUUAGAUUCUCUUCUCGUGAUAAAAUACUUGUAUUUAGUUCCACCAGAAAUAAAUCAUUUCAAUAAAGAACAGAUACGAUACAUGA